AUCCGAACAAAAGUUCAAAAACUAAUAAUAAUUCGUGAUGGGAGGAGGGCUUGCGUUGUUUGUAGAUUGCGGUUAGUUAUUUUGAACGCUCCAGUGUUGUUAGGUUAUCUCCCGCGGGUUCAAAGAGAUGCCAGAUAUCGGAUAAGUAGGUACCUAAAACGCGAGAAAGUCAUCAGAGUGCUUAAGAUCGGAAGUGUCAAAAAGCCAGGAAGCUCUACAAUUUUUUUUGAAUAUUUUUAAAGACUGUUUCAAAUAUGGCACGAGGGAAAAAAAUCCAAAUAACUGAUGACAUGUCCACAAUCGACAGACUAACCCUGUGCGCUGGCGAAGUAGUCGGAACAGCAAUUUUAGUAUUUCUAGGAUGUAUGGGGUGCGUCACUGCACUAGGACAAAAACAGUUCAUUCCGCACGAGCAAAUAUCUUGGACUUUUGGUUUAGCUGUUAUGGUAGCUGUCCAAGUAUUUGGACACGUUUCCGGAUCUCACAUCAACCCAAUAGUCACAGUGGCAGCAGCCACAUUAGGAAACAUUCCGCUAAUCCAGGUUCCAAUUUAUUUUUUGGGCCAACUUUUGGGAGCCCUCGUUGGCUAUGGGUUAUUGAAGGUUGUUACUCCUAAUCAAUUUAUGGGCAACGUCUUCGUCCAAGGAGCCAAUGGUACAGUACACAAAACUUUAGGAGUCUGUUCACCAGCUUUGCAUCCAGAGGUUACUGCAUUCCAAGGCUUCCUGGUGGAGUUUUUGGCAACCCUUAUUUUGGCUUUGGUUUGUUGCGGCGUUUGGGACCACAGAAAUGGAAACAAGCACGAUUCUGUACCUAUUCGUUUUGGAUUCACCAUUGCCGUUUUAGCUAUGGCAGCUGGUCCAUAUACUGGAGCGAACAUGAACCCUGUGAGAAGUUUUGCACCAGCUCUCUACAACGGAGACUGGCAAAACCACUGGCUGUACUGGGCUGGACCUCUUCUGGCCGGCUUCGUAGGUGCCAUCAUGUACAGACUGAUUUUUGCCAAAGACCCGCCAAGAAAUGAUCAAAUCCCGGAAGCACUACCUUUAAACGAUCACAACAAAGCUUAAAUAUUUGAGUAGCUGAUAAAUUUUGUUUGCCAUUGUUACUUGCCCAAGGAGACCAAAUUUUAAUUACUUUCAAUUUUCGUAGUUUGGUCAUAGCCAAAGUCUGAUUUUGUAGGUCCUUUAAAAAUAUGUAAUUUUAUGAGAUUAAAUUAAAUGAUUAUGUUUUAAUGGGCGUGCGUAAUUCAAAAUCGUUGAAAAAAAUAAAAUUACGUUAUCAUACCGUUUUUGAUUUUCAUGCAAACUGUAUAUGUUUUCAUAACAGAACAAAAUAAAACUGAGACCUAUGUUCUAAAAAAAUUCAAGUUAUUCAAAUUAUUGCUGAGACUGAGAAAGAAAAUGCAAUUAGUGAAAGCCCUUUAAGAAUAGACGAUGUUGGAAAAACAAUGUAGGUAUACAGCUCUCUUCUAAUAACAAACUCUGACCUUAAAACUACAACUUAACAAAACGUCUAAAAUAAAAUUCAUUUAA
Ceutorhynchus assimilis (cabbage seed weevil) is the source of this 1535-nucleotide messenger RNA. Lineage: Eukaryota; Metazoa; Arthropoda; Insecta; Coleoptera; Curculionidae. The record is from the annotation of a GenBank genome assembly.